UCCUCGUGUUUCACCCUCUUCACGACUUCAUCGAUCACCCGAUCGUUGCCACUGCGCGGCCCUGAUUUCGUGACGGAGCAGCCAACAAAUUCCAGCUAUAAAAUGAUGCAGUGUCCAACUCAAAUCCAAAGCCUUUUCCCAAAUUUUGGAGGCUAUUAUGAUGUUCUGAAGAAGAGGAAGAAAAAUAUAGACAUAUAAUUCUCCACUUGGUAUUAUUGUCUUUUAGAUUGAAAUAUCAACCGUUAUUUCUGUACUUCUUUGAUUUUUUUUUUUUUUCUGAUUUUACUUCUUUUUUUUUUGUGAAUUUUGAUUUGGGUUGCUGUAGGUAGCGAGGUAUGUCCUUAGAUGGACCUGAUGGGUUUAGGGUUUAAGGAGGAAACAAUUCCAGUUCGGGUUUUAUUUGAGAAAAAUUGCUUUGAUCCAUGCAAGAAUGCUGUGUUGUCAAAUUUGGGUGCACCUAUUUGUUUUAACUACCACAGUUCUAACUCAAGGACUUGUGGAUCUUCUGUUGUUCGUUCUACUGCAAGGGAUCUAGCAGUCAUUGAAAGUCCUCCUGCUAAAGAAGUGUUGAUUCCCUUCCCUGGUUCUGCUUCUGAGCCCUUUCCACAUUUGAGGCUUGAACAUGAUCAUUUUUGGAGCGCUUUAGAGAUCGCAGAAGCUGUCGAUGGGGAGAUUAUCAGAUGGGGUCCUUCAGGAACCAUCUCGACAGACACCCGAAAGCUGAUGCCCGGCCAAUGGUUCUUCGCCAUUCCUGGCGGGGCUUUUGAUGGUCAUGAUUUUGUCACUCAGGAAUUGGCUGAUAAGGGGUGUGCAGGUGUCAUAGGGAAUAGGGUGUGCAAAAACUGGCAUGGGGGGUUCAUUAAGGUGGAAGGUGAUACCUUGUUUGCCCUUGAGAAGAUGGCAAAGUUUGCUAGGAAAAGGUUUCAUGGUAUUGUGGUGGGUUUAACAGGCAGCGUUGGAAAGACCACCACAAGAACCAUGAUAGCUCUUGCACUUGAGAGCCUCGGUCAUGUCUACCAGACCCAUGGGAACUUGAAUUAUAUGGUCGGAGUUGCUUUGACGCUGAUGGGGAUUCCUAUGGAUGCGAAGGCUUCAGUUGUGGAGCUUGGGAUGGGUGGGAAGGAGGGAGAGAUUUUGGAGAUGGCACGAAUGUGCCAGCCAUCUGUAAGAGUGAUUUUGAAUGUAGCUCAUGGUCAUAUGGAGCAUUUCAGGAGUUUAAAGGAGGUUGCUAAAGCGAAAGGGGAGAUUCUGGCAGAGGCAAAACCGGGGGAUACUUGUGUGUUGAAUGCUGAUGAUCCUCUAGUUAUGAGCAUCCCAGUUCCGGUUGGAGUUAAGAAGGUGCUUUUCGGCAGUCAAAGAGGUUGUGAUGUCAGGUUGGUUUUGGCUGAAAGCAUAGAUGGAGGCUGUGCAACUCGUGUAAUAUUAGAAAGUACAAUUGCCGCAUAUCGUAACCUGCUUUCAUUCGCAAGUGAAAAGACUUCAGAAAUGUAAGUUAGUUUUAUCAUUCCCAUCUGUGAU
Molecule: messenger RNA, 1518 nt
Organism: Phoenix dactylifera (date palm)
Lineage: Eukaryota; Viridiplantae; Streptophyta; Magnoliopsida; Arecales; Arecaceae
Source: RefSeq, a predicted model, not a curated record